This is a messenger RNA of Hyposmocoma kahamanoa, 1333 nucleotides long. RefSeq lists its product as uncharacterized. The transcript is spliced from 7 exons. NCBI's taxonomy places the organism in Eukaryota, Metazoa, Arthropoda, Insecta, Lepidoptera, Cosmopterigidae. The record is from RefSeq and is a predicted model, not a curated record. Gene Ontology annotation, cellular component: cytosol; membrane. The coding region runs from base 200 to 1333 and encodes 377 amino acids.
UUCGUCUCUAUUUCUGGUUAUAAAGGUACUUGAUGUUUCUAGUCCCCCAUUAAACAUUAUAUCAACACUGCUGUGUAUUUCUUCUUUUGCUGGGUUCUAUACUUAAAUAUCCAACCAUUUUACCUGUCAAAAGUAUUUUUUUUUUAAUUAGCCGAAGGACAACAAAACUUUUCAAAUGAGGAAUAUGUGAAACAUUAAAAUGAGUUUAUGUAUUAAAACCGUACUUGUAAUUCUGAGUUUAAAAAGUAUUAAUCCUGUGAGCAGUACCUUAGUCGGCAUAGAAGACCUCGAUGACUUUUUAAAUGCUUUGAUUGGUGUCGUACAGCAAGCGGAUGAUGAUAAAGGUGCUGCAAUUAAGCCUGGUUUCGUAUUUGGUGCUUUUGUCGCAAAUUUGCACUUAAAAUAUCUAAGGGAAAAACGAAGAGAAUACAUACCUGAAGCCAAGGCAUCUAAACUUGAUAGAAUAAUAAAAAAACUUGAUCACAUAGACGAUAUUUACUAUAUCAUGAUUGAGGAAAACUAUAAAGACGAUAUCUCUCCAGAAGAUAAACUAGUUUAUAAUUUAUUCAACAACUUCACAACAUGGAUACCAAAUAUGCAGCCCUUUAAAUCGAAUCCUAAGCCGGCGUUGCGCACUUUUUUUGACCUGGAAAACAAGUAUUUAAAAUAUAUGACGUAUUCACAAAAAGUUGAUUCGCAAAACAAUUUUGAUCCUACCCCUGAAUUAUUUCAGUACUGUAUUGAACGUUUAGCAAAGCACAAGAUUGAAAAUAUCUCUAAACGACCACCGAGAUGUAAUAUAACACAGGAGUGUGCGAAGACUAUUUACUCAGGCGGCGACAAUGGAUACUCCCUUACUCACAGGCUUCUUUUACUUAUUAUGGCGAAGAUGAGCGUCCACUGUAGUAUAAAAAACUUAAAGGCGGAUCAACAUUUGGUCGAGAAUCUCUGUCAUAAAGCUUAUGACGAGGGUCGUUACAUCGCUAUGCAUAUGUUUAAGCUACUAGAUCUAUUAUUCGAACAAGUAAUGAUGUGCACAAUGUACGGAUACUCAGAGUUUUUUGUACAAAGAUGGUUCGAUGCUCUUUUACGUCACCAAACUAAAGCAGGAUGUUUUACACUUGGUCAUCGUAGAAAAACUCUCAUAUCAAAAGAAACUCUUGUUAACGGAACUUGCGACUAUCAUCUUUCAACUGGAGGAAUCGCUGCCCUGGGAGCCAGUGUGAGGUACAUAAUGGAGACUGGAUAUAAAGAAAAAAUUUUAGAAUCUGAAAGCGAUUUGGAUGACACAGAGGAUGAAAUUCCAGAUGAGACUGCAGAAGGACUAUUCUAG